Molecule: messenger RNA, 519 nt
Organism: Teleopsis dalmanni
Lineage: Eukaryota; Metazoa; Arthropoda; Insecta; Diptera; Diopsidae
Product: defensin-like
Exons: 1
Coding region: 106-411 (101 amino acids)
Biological process (GO): defense response to bacterium; humoral immune response
Source: RefSeq, a predicted model, not a curated record
CCAUGUCGGUACCAAGUAAAGCAUCAGAAAUCAACUGAACUUUCAGUGAAAAACAUUUCAAGUUUAGCUUCGAAGUAAUUUUCUAAAAAAAAACUUUAAUACAAAAUGAAGACCUUCAUCAUCCUUGCUGCAGUGGUUUUAUGUGCCUGCCUCUACAGUGGUACUACCUCAGCUCAACCUGCCGCUGGAGCUGAUAUUGCAUUGGAUCUUUUGGAUGUAGAUGCACAAGCUUUGGGAGAUGCUGCUAUUGAAGCGGAAGCUGCUCCUAGCCGUCAGAAACGUGCUACUUGCGAUCUUUUGAGCAUCGCCAAACUUGGAAUUAAUCAUGCUGCCUGUGCUGCCAACUGCAUCAGAUUGGGUUACAAAGGUGGCUGGUGCAACGACAAGGCUGUCUGCAACUGUCGUCGUUAAUUGUGAAGUUAUCAGUAUAAAUCAAACAAUAACAUUUACAUUGUGCCAUUGUUAAAAUUAAUUUAAAAAAAUUUAUAUUUUAAUAAACCGAAUGGUUUUAAAUAUUAC